CAGGCGACAAUUGCAACUUCUUGCGCCUGGACAGGGCGUGAACCGCCGACCCCUCGGAUGAGAGGCCCACACGUUACCACUGUACUAUCCCGGAGGCUAUAUAAAAAAAAAGAGAGAAUAUGCUAUAUUGCCAGAAAGAUACGGGAAAAAGAGUCUGCUAUACUGCCUGAAAGGUUUAGGGGAAAAAAGAAGUCUGCUAUAUUGCCUGAAAGGUUCGGGAAAAAAGUCUGCUAUACUGCCUGAAAGGUUCGGGAAAAAGAGUGAUACUGCCUGAAAGGUUCAUGAAAAAAAGGUCUGUUAUAUUGCUUGAAAGGUUCAGGGAAAAAAAAGUCUACUGUCCGAAAGGUUCAGGAAAAAAGUAUACGCUACUGGCCGAAAGAUUUUAAGGAAAUACGUGCCCGGCGGAGCAGCAGCAGACGAAAUCCGGUGUUUGGCUCCCGAGCGGAUCUCACGGAAAAUGCUUAACUCCACAGCCUUAACGAUGAUGCCAAGAUGUUUCCAGCAAGGAUGUAGUUUAAAGUUUAAAGACUCAGAAGUUUGUCCUUUGAAUUUGAGACAAAUUACACAAAAUGGGAAUGUUUUCCCAACCAGAUAGUGUGCUCCAAGGUAUUUUUCGAAGAGCAAGCAAUAAAUCCUUGCCAAUGUUUCCACGUAAUUUCCGGUAUGGGUUUCAUAGAGAUAAGACUGAAGAAAGACCUAGAAUUGUUUCUCCAGUCAGUGGAACAGACAAACUGCAAGAUUGCAUAAGAAAUGAAGUGCCUGAGAUCAGCUGGCGUAGCAGUUAUGGGAGAUUAGAAGGAAGCCCAAAACAAGAGCCUUGCAGUAGCAAGAUGAUUAAAAAACAAACAGAUAAAGUGAAGCAUAGACAUAUGAAAGGAGGAGACUGGUCUAAAAAGCAUUUACACCAUAAAGAAAGAAAAAAAGGUCAAAGUAAGAUAUUAAAAGAUGACAUUAUUUAUGGAAUACACCCAGUUUACCUUGCUUUAUGUGCCCAGCGUCGAAAGAUUCACAAAUUAUAUUACAGAAAAGGUGUGGAAGCAAAUAACAGUAAAAUUGAUGAAAUACUAGAUCUGUGCCAUCAAAGAAAUGUUGAAAUGAAUGGAUUAGAACCAUCAGAAUUUGGCCAAUACCUAAAGAGUGACAAAGUACAUCAAGGCAUUUAUUGCAAAGCUAGUCGUCUUUUGAUAGAGGAGCUUGAAGAGGAGGAGAUCCUGGCAUCUAACUUGAUAAAUAAAACUGGUGAAGGUUUUGAAAUAGGAGAAAGAAAAAGAACAUCACUUUUAUGGCUUUAUCUUGACCAAAUUCAGGAUCCCAUGAACUUUGGAGCUAUUUUAAGAUCAGCUUACUACUUUGGGGUUGAUAAAAUAAUAACAUCUAAAGAACACAGUUGUCAGAUUACUGGUAAUGUUAGUAAAGCGAGUGCUGGAGUAGCAGAAUUGUUGACUGUUUAUCAAGUGGAGGAUGCUUCAAAACUUUUUGGCUUUCUUCGUAAAUCAAAAUGGAAUCUUCUAUCUACAGCUACUAGUUCUACAAUGCCUGUGCCCAUCAGAGAUUUUGAGGCAAAGGAAAAUACUUUGUUAGUUAUUGGUAAUGAGGGAAGAGGAGUUUCUCCACAUCUGGCAAGCCUCUGCACAAAUGCAAUUUUUGUGCCAUCAAGUAGGGAACUGCAACCUGGAGUGGAUUCCCUCAAUGUAUCUGUUGCAGCUGCCAUUAUCCUUCAUUCACUCAGAAAUAAGUUGAAUUGUGUGUGAGGCAGGUUACAGAUUUAUAUUUUAAUGCUUGAUAUUACACAUUAAGUAAGAUUUUGUACAGUUGCUAUUGCAAUGCAAAUAAUGCAAGUCUGUGAUUUCUACAUUGUUAGAAAAUAAAUAUUAUUUGCUCUUUU
Penaeus chinensis is the source of this 1885-nucleotide messenger RNA. RefSeq names its product rRNA methyltransferase 1, mitochondrial-like. Gene Ontology annotation, cellular component: mitochondrion. Gene Ontology annotation, molecular function: RNA methyltransferase activity; RNA binding. Gene Ontology annotation, biological process: rRNA methylation. Lineage: Eukaryota; Metazoa; Arthropoda; Malacostraca; Decapoda; Penaeidae. The record is from RefSeq and is a predicted model, not a curated record. The transcript is spliced from 5 exons. The coding region runs from base 570 to 1751 and encodes 393 amino acids.